Molecule: messenger RNA, 2666 nt
Organism: Phacochoerus africanus (Common warthog)
Lineage: Eukaryota; Metazoa; Chordata; Mammalia; Artiodactyla; Suidae
Gene: JHY
Product: junctional cadherin complex regulator
Exons: 8
Coding region: 85-2409 (774 amino acids)
Biological process (GO): axoneme assembly; brain development
Source: RefSeq, a predicted model, not a curated record
AUGCUUUUGUGAACCACGACUUUACAUAUUCAGCCAGCUGCUGUGUCCACAAGAGUAUUCCUGUUAAUUUUUGUAUUUUUCAAGAUGAGUCACAGUAAAUUAAUUCCCAAGCUCUCUAUUCAAUCUCCUGUUCAUCACACCAACUUAAAGGUCCAGUCCACAGAGCCACCUUUUAAGAAAGAAGACUUACAUUUAAUUUCAAAAGACUCCUUAGAAUCUGGGUCAGAAAGCCUCACUCAGGAGAUUAAGUGCCAGUCUGAACUUGAAGACCGAAUGCAGGACAAUGAUAUGGAGCCUGACAGCUUGGAGGAGGACAGCCUGAGUGAGACAGAAGAGGAAGCAAGCCGAAAAGCAGCUCAGGUGGCCAGCAAGGAGAACCUCUAUACCCGAAAUGCUGGUGCGAAUAACAGCCAACAACGCACAGAAGACAAAUACUCAGACCUCCGAUAUGACCCAAACUGGAAGAGUAAGAACAAGGAGGGAAGGUUGCUGGCAGUGGAAGCAUCGCCAGAGUCUGCAGGCAGCUCAAUGGAAAAUAUGACUCUGCGUCCCCUCUACCCUUCCAAGGAGGCUUCGAUGGAACUCUCAGGGGGGAACGGGGAACAGAAAAAGAGCCCACAGAGCACAGCCUCCUUACUUGGGAGUGAAUUCGUAAGCCCAAACUACGAGCGUGUCGCCCAUCACCGCAGCGAGCUGUUUUCGGAGGGGAGUGACAGUGACCAGCAGGAGAAGUCCAGCGACCUCUCUCGAUACUUGAAGAGUUCGAGUUCACACAGUGAGGUGUUCCUGCCAGGAUCCCGGGGCCCUCGGCGAAAGAAGUCCAGACAAUACUUCGUGGAAAAAAACAAGCUGACAUUGGGGUUACCCACUCCAAAAAUGGACUCCUAUCUUCAACUUCACCAUAAAAAAAGGGGGGACACUCACCCAGAACAGAUCUCCUACCCCAUCAGAGUAACUGACAAGACGCCUAUUCAGAACGCCAAAGAGACUGGAAAUGCGGCUAUCGACCCUGAAGACAAAUGGCAUCAAAGAGCCCAACAGCUAAAGGAUUACCAGGAACACUGGUCUCAAUAUGAAAGUGCAAAAUCAAGCAGUGGACCAAGAGGUCAACCUUCUGAAACCACCAAUGGCCAGCAGCCCUCCAGAAGACCAGCCAAGCACAAGGUUCGAAAACAGCAUAAGCACCGGCAUGGCCCGAAGUCUUUGGUGACUGAAGAGCUGGCUGUCAGUCAAGGAAACCAAAAUAACAUUCCCAGACAGCAGCAAAAGCACAAUGAGCCUAUCGAUGCUUCCGUAAAACAUGAAACAGUUGUGGUUAUGAAUGCCCCGGAUAAUGAUGUCCAGCACUCAAGGGUACUGAGAAGCCAGGGUCCCGCAGUAACCUCCAAUAAAUUUGCUCCCCCACAGCAGGCCUUUGACAAGGUAUUAUAUAAAAAUUCCACCGGAUAUCACGCAGUGGUGAAUAUUAAUAGAGAAAGAGGACACAAAGAUCAAGAAGAGAAAAGAUUUUAUCAGCAGCUACACUUCAACACUCUUUCCAAUACGGACUUGAACUACCUUCAUGAACUUGCUGAGAAACAAGUGUCCUUUAGCCAGAAAGGCUUUCAAUCCAUUUCUAAUGUGAAUGUUAAUGGAUCAACUGAUAAGAAGAAGCAACCCAAACAGACUUACACAGAAACAAAAUAUAAGAACUUAGAAAUAUUAUGGAAAUUCCACUCUUCCUCUGACAGCCAACCUAUUAGAGCAUCUCCCGACUCCCGGCUCGCCCAGAUAAUGGAGCAGCAUCAGCAAGCCCUCAUGCAGCUGACCGAGGUGCAGCCCCACGAAGGAGCCUUACCGGGAGUCACUCUUCCACCCAUAUUGUCAAGGGUGGAAAGUGAAUCCCAACUCAGUUCAGAGAAAAGCCAAAGAAACCAAGUGAAAAUUAGCCGGAGCAAUUCUGAAGGCUCUCUGUUUCAACUGGAAAAUGGGGGAAAGCACAGGAAAAGAAGUGGCCCUAAGAGUUGCAAGCUGAAAGGUUAUCCGCACAGAGACAUGAAGCUUGGAGGCCUUGGACCUGACCUUGAGUCCAUCAGAGACAAGAUGCAGAAAUUAACUCAGCAAAAGGAAUAUGCAAAACAAGUGAAAGAGCACAACAUGAAGACGCUAUCCCUCCUGUCAAAGCCACAAACAGCAAAAACGGAAAAUAAAUCUGCCGUCCCUCGGCAAAAGGCUUUGGAAUAUGCCAAGACCAUCCCCAAACCCAAACCUUCAAAUCUGAGUGAUCAAACCUCAAAGGAAAAGAAAAAUCCAACCCACGCUGGAAAAGAAGACCCUUUACCUGAAAUCUCACUGCUGGAAAUACUGCAGAAUAGACACGAAAGGGAAAAACAGGCUGUGGCUGCUUUCAAAGUCCUGCAUAUUGUAUAGACUGACACGUGUCAGAGACGAGAGUCACCCCAGGGAAUGGGCACAGAGAAGAGAAACUCCAGCCUGUGGCCCUGCAUUGAGACGGAUGACCUGGUAUCAGCACCUAAGUGCAGUCCAUCUAUGCCUCAUACAGGAUUUAAAAUAUGGAAAGGCCACAUUUGACUUUCCAGGAAGAAAAACUAUUUUAAUUAUUUAUUUUCAAAUCAGUUAAAAUUGGGGCUGAAUAUGAACUAAGGAACGAAAGCCUUGUGGUUUUA